AUGAUUGCGCGCGAGCUUUAUCAUACGCUCGCAGGUGAAGAAGAUCUUCAGGACUUCUCCCUCUCGAAGUACGUGAGGCUGCCAGGUGGAGCCGCUGCAGCCCAGAUCUGCAGCCGGCGCGCGAUGGAAUCGUCGCUGUCAUCAGCAUCAGCCAUGGCGGUGUCCCUGCUCUCUCUCGUGACGUUCGUCGCAUCAGAGGUCACCUCCGCCUUCAUCGUCCCGCUGGAUCUGCUGCAGGGCGACCGGAGCUUCACCAGCACCCAUCGGCAGGCUUUCCAGCAGGCAGGCGCGAAGCGCUCGCUGCACAGGCCGUAUUAUGGUGGGUCGUCGCGGUGCCCGUUUGUGAGGCUCUACGCCAGGCGGACCGGCCUUGGUGACGGAGAUGACUCUGCUCCGGAGGGGGAGGCCGAAAGCAAGCUGACGGCGGACGACUACCUGUUGCUGAGCAGCUUGAACGACCGCAUCUACGAGCUGGGGCUGGAGGCAUACGCCGCUGAGCACUCUGGGCGGUCACAAGACAGCGAUCCCGAGGCAGCGCUCGUGUCUUCUUCUUCUUCUUCUUCCUCCUCCUCUACUAUCCCCGAGGCAGCGGAGAUGGGCGACUUGGUCAGCUCUUCUUACUUCCCCUCCUCCAGCCGGCGCACCUACUACGACAGGUUUUGGCAGUCACGCAACCUCGACGGCGUCACGGCCAGCGACUUCUCCGACCUGCGCGCCUCAUCCGACGCGCGGGACUCCUUUCGCAUGAACCUCGUGGCGCGUGGGAUGCUCAUGUGGCUGAUGGUGCUCAACCAGUACCAUGAGAAGCGGAAGGCGCAGGACCCUUCGUAUGUGCCGCCACACGAGGCCCUUGAGGCCAGGGAGAGGGAGAUAGCCGACACGAGGCAGGCGGACAUCAGCUUCCUCAGGGAGGCGGAGCUCAAGCACGGCCGAACCGCUUUGGUGCUGCUGUUCGGGUACCUCUUCCACAUGGCCACCCACACACUGCCGAUGGGCGCCAAUGUGUUCUCUCUGUUCGCCUCGAAGUGGCUGCCGAUGCCCGGGGCGGUCGGGCGGUUCCUGCAGCUGUUCCUCAUCCCAGCCUAUGUGGAGCUGGCCUCCAUGUCUGCGGUGGGGAAGCGGCUGAGCGACUGGCUCAACAAGAAGGCCUGGGGGGACCUGGAGAAACACAUGACCACUCUGCGGUCGGCGUCGGAGGCUCUCUCAAAUAUGAGGGUGUCGGAGCUCAUUCACGGCAGGUCGGUGCCAACAUGGACAGGGAAAGGCAGAGAGAGAGAGAGAGAGAGAGAGAGAGAAGGUGCAGGCAGUUCUCAUUCUCAUGUGUGUGGUGUGGUGUGGUGUGAUUCAGGUCAGCGAUGGUGGUGGUGUCGUUGCUGGUGUUGUGGCAAGCGACGCACUCGCCCGAGUUCGUGGCCGCCAUACAGUCGGCAACCGUCGCCACGGCUGACCCCACAUCCGCUUGCUGACCAUGCCCCCUCCCCCCUCCGUUGCUUUUGCCUCCCCUCUCCUUGUCUGUCUGCCUGUCUCUCUGUCUGCUUACCUUGCCUGGCUUCUCCUCGCAGUUUUGGUUGGCCUUAUUGUCCGUGUUAUGUGCAGUCUCCAUCCAUCCCUUCACUCACGGUCUGUCUGUCUGUCUGCUUGCGUGUGUGUAUGGUAUGCGUCACCCAGUAUUUUUGAGGUGGCUGCUGGCUUGGCUUGCGGGACACACACACACACACGCACGCCAUGCCUGCAUCCCUAUGAUGCGCUGUGCGUGUUGCGUUGUGUUGCGUUGUGUGGUGUGGUGUGGUGUGGGGGAGGAUGAUUGAGCGGAGAGAGAAGGCAGUGGUGUGGUGUACAGGUGUGUGGGGUUGGUGUGGGCGGAGCGGAGAGGGCGGGGAGGGGAGGGAUUGAGGGGAAGGAAUCGAUCGCAGUGAUUGAGUCAGAGCGGGUGUGGGUGUGGGUGUGCGAUGCACACACACGUGUGUACCCUUCCCUUGCGACAAUAUGUGUGUGUCCAUGUCCGUGUCGAUGUCCGUGGAUGAGAUGAGUGUGUUAUGCUGCCUGUGGUCCGGUCCAACAGGAGAAGAAAUGAGCUGACUGUGAUGUCAGACAGCGUCGAGAGGGGGCCGGGGUGGAUGUGUGUGUAUGGGUGUGCACACAACUGGGACACAUUGGUCUGUCUGACGGCAGAGAGCGGCCGAGCACACGCGUGUGAACGUGAUGAGUGCGGCUCUUUUUCUGUGAGAGCAAGGCGAGCAAACGAAUUCAUCUUAGUAGCGAGCGGAGUGGAGUCAACAAGGGGAGGAAGGGGGAGGAAUGGUCUUCUGUGUCGGGUCUAGCUUAUCUUCCGUCUCCGUAUCCAGCUCCCCAGGCAGAGAGCGACAGCAUCUCUGUGUCUGCUCAGUUGGGUGUGGCUGUGGAAGACAGGCAAGAGCCAGCCAGACACGGACACUCACGUGAGGGUGGUGAGGGUGACCGAACACUCUGUGGUGUCUGAAUACACUCUCGCUGAAUCCGUCUUUGCGAC
Vitrella brassicaformis is the source of this 2509-nucleotide messenger RNA. The record is from the annotation of a GenBank genome assembly. Lineage: Eukaryota; Vitrellaceae.